AUGGGCAAUAACAAGUCGACGACAGCGGCCCGAACGGCCAUUAACAACAAUGAAGCGGCGUCCGGUACAACCCCGCCUCACAGGCCAAAAAAGACCACGUCGAAAAAAAAUGCACAAAUACAACCCAGGUGAUUGAUAUAUUUCAUUUAUAAUUUGAAAAAAAAAUCGUGACUUUUUUCCGGCCAACCUGACCAGCAUAGCCCAUUCCGCGCAAGCUUAUCACGUUUUCAAUCUGCCAAAGAGACCACAUACCAUAUUUAAUCAAAUUCGACUUCUCUUCACUUCAAUAUCUCUGCUUUUUGCUGUCUUUUUGCUGUUGUGUAGAUAGGACGUGCAAAAGAAGCUUUUAAACCGUACUACUUUUAAUUUUGAUCCCUAUUGCCUGAGAAAAGUUUAGGGGGCCCCGAUAGGGGGGGACAAAUGUAUUGCCUUGUAUGGGCCCAUCCCUGGGCCUCUAACUCAACCCCUAUCGGAGCCCCGAAAAUCUGGUUUAGAGCCCCUAUAGGGGGUAGGAACAAAUGUUCACUGGAAUUCGCUUUUUUCUAUUCGUCCCUUACUAUUGCAAACAACGCCCCUUUAAAAAAAAAAUUUAGCACCUGUAGGGGCCCCCAAUCGUUUAAUAUACAACUGAAAUAAACAUUAAAAAAAUCACACUAAUAAUGGGUUCAAGAAAAGCUCUGGGGCCCCCGUCGGAGCCCCUAAAAUUUCCCCCUACGAGGGCCCCUUCAACUUUUUCAGUGAUUCUUGCUCAGGUCGUCGUCCAUUUCUUCGCAAGGCAACCGACGCCCUCUGCUUUCGACAAGCAAACGGGCAAUUAUCAAGUAUUGUCUAGAAAAUGCUCGUGAUGACAUUGGUAGGUUUUUUCUAACCUCUGGAAAAUCGAAAUAUUUCCUACAGCAAACCCAGUCAUCCAUGCAGCUUUCUUUUCAAAUAGGUUCCAUCUUUAUAUCACAUAGACAAAGUCGGAAGGACCCCCCGAGGGUCAUAAAGGCUGCUGGAAGAGUCCAUAGAAAUUUUCCUUUUAGAUUGAUGAAGACUCCAUUUUGCUGCUUUUUUGCUCCAUUUUCUCAGCCUUUAUGCACCUUUUUGCUGCCUUUCUCUUUUUUUUUACCAUUUUCUGAGCUUCUAAAAUUCCAGAAUAUAUUAAAUAAAUAGACUCUUUUUGCUGCCUUUCUGCGGCCUUUUUUGAGCCUCGGUCUGGUCAGCAGCUCUGGUUCUCAACUAGAUAAUAACCGCUUGGCAGCUAAGCUGCUCGGGCUUGUCUAUGCAAGGAGCGACAGCUAAAUUUUUAUGCCCGUCCUGAGCCAAUCUUUCCCUUCAAUUAAAUGUAGUCAAUUUUUCCCGAAUGGAAAGGCGAGGGAGACGGAGAAAAAGGCGGGACGCGAAGCGUGCGCGGUCUUUGGAAUGAACUCACUUCUCAGCGGUCGCUACCCGCUACCUACUUGCAUCGACCUACCUUUGCGACCGCCAGCUACUAUUUGGAGAGCUCGUUUAUCGCUUUUUCCCUUUAUUUUUUAACACGCAUUCUCCCAGAAAAUCGAACAAAUGCAAAACAUUUUGGUACAAAAAUUUUAUCUUUGUUCCUGAGAGCUCUUCUUGCUAUCAUAGAUAGUCAACAACCUCUUGAAUAUUUAGAACCAGGUUUUAUUAGGCUUCGCCCAUGGGCCCACUUUCAGGCUUACUGUAGAAAAAACACCAUAAAAAAACAAACUUUUUUCCUAGUGGAGCAAAUUGGUCCAAACUAAUUUUAAAACAAAAUGUGUUUCCAUUUGAACAUUUAUAGUUAUAGAACUGACCCGGAAAAAAUUUUCUUUCAGAAGAAAAAAAUUCAAGUUUUUUGAAAAAUGACGAUUUUCACAGUCUUUGAGUCAUAACUAGUACUAGAACCCCCGAAUGCCUGGAUUUUUAUUUUUUCAAUCGAAUCUAACAACUUACGUAAAGACACUACUUACGAAAAAAAUAAUGACUAAUAUUUUGUGAAAAAAGUAAGAAGGGGCUGCGUCCCGUCAAAAAUUUUUAAAAAUUCUGAAAAAAAAUAAGCUAAAAAUAAAAAUUGACGCUAGCAAUUGGUGAAAACAACACUGAAAACUCUCCAGAUGAUGAGAACUACUGGUAAGGAAGCAAAAAACGGUUUGGAAAAUUUUUUAAUUUUGUUCGACUUCGAGGUCGACCGCUUCGGUUGCUUGGAGGUCAACUGGAUCACCCGGAAACAGAGCUUGAGAAUAUUUUUAAAGAAUUUGGGAAGAUGUAACGGAUCAAUACAACGAAAAAACUCUAAGCAUUUGUGGUAUGCUAAUCCACUAGAGCCUAAUUCUUGGAAAGGACAGAAAAAAAGAAUGAAUCCGAAUAAGUGAAAAGUUGGAAAAAAAAAUUUCCUCAUGCUUGAGAGUCAUAACUUUUUGUUCCAACUUUGUGUUGAGUGGAUUGUGUCCGAUUGGCAAAAAGAAGUGAGGGAAAAUCCUGCUCCCAAGAAAGUAACUGAUUUUUAAAAAUUUAGUCAUUUUCAAGUUGGCCGCGUUCUCCGAGAUGGAGGUCAACUGGAUCACCCGGAUUCAGAGUUUCUAGACAUUUUUCCUCUACUCAUAAGACCCUAAUUGAAAAAAUAAAAAUCCAGGCAUUCGGAGGUUCUAGUACUAGUUAUGACUCAAAGACUGUGAAAAUCGUCAUUUUUAAAAACUUGAAUUUUUUUCUUCUGAAAGAAAAUUUUUUUCCGGGUCAGUUCUAUAACUAUAAUGUUCAAAUGGGAACAAAUUUUGUUUUAAAAUUGGUUUGGACCAAUUUGCUCCACUAGGAAAAAAGUUUGGUUUUUAUCGUGUUUUUUCUACAGUAAGCCUGAAAGUGGGCGGAGCCCAAUAAAACCUGGUUCUAAAUAUUCAAGAGGUUGUUCACUACCUAUGAUAGCAAGUAGUGCUCUCAGGAACAAAGAUGAAAUUUUUGUACCAACGGUUCUUCGAAAAUCUCGGAGAACGUGUGUUAAUUCUUCCUUGAUUUUUUCAUUUUUGCAUCAACAAUAGUAGAAUGUAUACAAAAAGACAAGCUUUUUAAACAAUCGGUGGCUCUUGAGUUGAACUCACCGCAAACGCGUAUAGGUCAUUCCGCGCCAGCUUGUCACGAUUUUAAAUUUCCUCGGAGCUAGAGAAACCAUUUCGGCGCUUCGCUUCGAAGCUCUCGGUGUGCCCCCUUGCGUGCGCCUUUAAUAAAACUCAUUAUUUCCGAACUUUGGAAUUUUCUUAUUUCACAAAACAGUUGUAACAUCAAAUUUCAUAUCAAACUAACCCAAAAGCUAUAUGAAAGAAAAGCUCGAACAGUCGGUUUCCUUGAUAACAAUUAAAAAUUAAUAAUUCAAUCUUUUUGAUUUUCUUUUAUUUUUACAAAUCCAGCACAGAAUCUGAGUGUGUAUGGUUGAGGCGAAAAAUGAAAUCAAUCCAUUAAAAACAACCUCGUAAAUUAUUAGAAAAGAUAGAGGAAAUUGAAGCAAUAUCUUAAUCAGAAAUAAUGUUUUAUUAAAGGCGCACGCAAGGGGGAACACCGAGAGCAUCGAAGCGGAGCGCCGAAAUGGUUUCUCUAGCUCCGAGGAAAUUUAAAAUCGCGACAAGCUGGCGCGGAAUGACCUAUACGCUACCCACCAUCUUCUCCGCCUCCCUCGCCUUUCGAUUCAGGGUGGAUUGACUGUAGAGAGCGUUAGCGCUCAUUCUCGUUCAAAGUAACAAACAAAUUGUGCUGCUUUUUUGAUUCAAACUACUCUAUAGUCUGUUCAGAUUUUGAAUGUCAAGUCGUCGCUUAAGCUCCGCCCCUAAUGAUGCGAUAAACCAAUCAGAGAGCGAGCCAUCCACAGAGUGUUUUUGAAUGACGUCAUUACACUUGACAUUCAAGAUCUGAACAGACUAUAAAGACAAUGUGAUUUUUCAGCCGAUCGUAUUCUGCGACGAGUGGGUGAAAAGCGUGACGACUUCAAGCCCUUUCUCGAUAAUCUGAGUAAAGUUGGUUGCUUUUCCCUUCUUUUUUACUUUCGUUAGAAACCAUUUUCGUGUUUUACUCUUUAUGCGUGCUCAAAUUGCAUCGUUACAGGCGCAGACAAACGACAUUGCAGAAGAAUUGAAACGAUUUAUAUUUCGCGUCUGCGAUACACUGAUGGAUUGUGACGAAGUUAUCAAGGUUUGCUUCACCAAAUUGUUGACCCGAGCAUCAUGAGUCAUUGGUAAUACACUGGUCAAUCAGGAUGUCGAUACAAGUAGGUAUACCGGUUAGCAACUUGAAUUAAAUCGGCGUUUGGUAAUCGGUUGUCGUUUGUAUGCGACCGGGUACUAUCUUUAUGCUGCCUGGAUACUACCAGAGAGGUAUCGCGAUGCUACCGAGUUCGAUUUCUGACGAGAUAAUGCUUUCUGGUACCAUGAAAGUAGCUAAUGAGUAGCUACACGGUAGCUACCCCACGAGCGGAGUGUAGGACAAAAGCGCCGUUAAAAUAGAGCGCCGGUCCGCAAUGCGACGUGUAUGUAGACGCCGCUUUCUUUUGCGUCGAGUCAGUUUGCGCCAAAUCGAUUUGCGCCGUUAUUUCAAACUUUUAGUUUUUCGCUCUUUUCUAUCAUUGUUUAUUGAUUGUGUAGUAGACAUUCAUAUACAACUCGAAUAAUUUUCGCGCCAUCUGUUUGUAUGGACUUUUCUGCCACAUUUUCGAAAAAAACUCGAACUAUUGUUCCAAGAAAAUGAGUUUAACGUUACGAAAAAAAUUUUUCUGCUGUUUCACGUCUGCUAGCUUUGAAACUCUGCCAUACCUUACGCAGAAAAUUUGCGACCACGAAAAAAAAAUAACCUGUACAAAACAAUCAAAGAGGAAAUACCAAAAAAAUGGCCUUUUUUCCAUCGCGAAAAGGGGCGGGGCUUUGCGGUCGCUAGGUCUGACCCUCAACCCCAAUAGGGCCCCUAACAUUUUUUCCUCUGUAGGAAGCCCUAUUUUGCCCGUAUAGGAACCCCAAAAACAACAAACCCCUAUAAGGACCCCUCAGAAAUUCCUCAGUGUUUCUUCACAGUUGUUGGACCCAACUGCUGGCUCCUUUUUAAAAUUCCAAACUACUCGGUUCUCUAUUGAAAACAAAAUUACUCGGUUCUCUAUUGAAAACAAACCGAGUAAUUUUUGACCGAAUAAAUUUCAUUACGUGAGUAUAACUCGAGGCCGAAAUUUAAAAAAAAACCGAAAACAUGUAAAUUUUUUGAAAUUUCAGAAGAAACAGCUGUUAAUUAUUUGAAAGCCCAAAAGUAAAAUUACAGUUGUCGGAAGACUUUGGAUCUAGCCAUGUGCAGUUCCGAACGCACGGGUUCAAGCCAGAUUUUUUCGCUUGUACUGCCGACGCGGUCACCACCGAGUGCACUUUUCUCGACCAAGCCACACAUACGCCGAGCGAGACGGCAGCCGCCUGGUCUCAGCUCUCCGCCUUUGUCUUCACUGCCGUCCGCGACGGCUACUACUCCGAGCUCCGGAAACAGCGCAAGUCGAGCAGCGCCAACCGCAGCCGCUUCUCUGUCGAUGUGGUUUCGUCGGCAACCGACGACGCUAGUCUUGGCGAAGAUCCUCCUACUAGCAACAAACGGUCUGUCAUUUCCAAGUGAACCAUUUUGCGAGUCAAAAGACACUCGGGAGUUGGUCGACCUGUUGAUUGAGAAAAAUUCUAGAUCGGCUUCCCCUGCAGAAGGCGGUAUAGAAACAAGAUCUGCAGCGAUGGGAGCAGCCGACGAGCAAGCUCUGGAAGAACAGCGACAUCCUUCUGGAAAUUUGCUCGUACCCCCGCAAAUUUAUUAA
Molecule: messenger RNA, 5794 nt
Organism: Caenorhabditis auriculariae
Lineage: Eukaryota; Metazoa; Nematoda; Chromadorea; Rhabditida; Rhabditidae
Source: the annotation of a GenBank genome assembly